Molecule: messenger RNA, 1923 nt
Organism: Eleginops maclovinus (Patagonian blennie)
Lineage: Eukaryota; Metazoa; Chordata; Actinopteri; Perciformes; Eleginopidae
Gene: serpine2
Product: serpin peptidase inhibitor, clade E (nexin, plasminogen activator inhibitor type 1), member 2
Exons: 9
Coding region: 243-1430 (395 amino acids)
Biological process (GO): negative regulation of endopeptidase activity; negative regulation of plasminogen activation
Molecular function (GO): serine-type endopeptidase inhibitor activity
Source: RefSeq, a predicted model, not a curated record
CUCUCGCUUCAGGUUUGGAUGUUUGAAGGCGGAGUUCAGUCGAGUAAACUCACAAGUCUUCUCUCUGAACCAGCGUUGCAGUCACUUCUGUAUUCCACUGGAAAUAAAGGGUGUUUUAUAUUUCGUCGCGGAAGAACAUUUAUUCUUCGUUUAAAAACUGUGAAGCGGAGUGAUACACUUUCACCGUUUCACCUGCGGGAGAAAAACAAAGUCACCUCGUGAUAGGUGCUGCAGAGCUGACGAUGAAGCACCUCUGCCUGUUUGCACUCUUGGCGACCUUCGUGGUCCAUAAGGGGGUCUUGUCCCAGGCUCCUACUUACGGAGAACGCGGCUCUGAUCUGGGCAUUCAGGUGUUCCAGCAAGUUGUCCGCUCCAAGCCCCUGGAGAAUGUGGUGCUCUCCCCCCACGGUGUAGCCUCCAUCCUGGGGAUGUUGCUGCCAGGAGCCCACGGAGAGACCAAGAAGCAGGUCCUGAACGGCCUGCGAUACAAGAAGAACGGCCCGUACAGGAUGCUGAAGAAGCUGCACAAGGCGUUGAUAGCGAAGUCCAACCAGGACAUUGUGCUGAUUGCUAACGCCCUGUUCAGCCAGCGGGGCUUCCGCAUGGAGGACGCCUUUCUGUCCUCCAAUAAAGCCAACUUCCAGUGUGAGAGCCGAGGGCUGGACUUCAGCAACCCCAACUUGGCUUCAGAGCAAAUCAACGCGUGGGUCAGCAAUAAGACCAAAGGUCACAUCCCCAGCCUGAUCAAAGCAGACAUGCUGGACCCGGCUCUGACCCGACUGGUCGCUGUCAACGCCAUCUACUUCAAAGGUCUGUGGAAGUCCCGCUUCCAGCCCGAGAGCACCAAGAUGAGGCCCUUCACCGGGGGGGACGGGACCGUUUACAAAGUCCCUAUGAUGUCCCAGCUCUCCGUCUUCGAUAUGGCUAUGGCCAGCACCCCUCAGGGUCUGAAGUACAAAGUGAUUGACCUCCCUUAUCACGGGAACACGAUGAGCAUGAUGAUCGUGAUUCCCUAUGAGGAGGAGACCCCUCUGUCCAGAGUGCUGCCUCACAUCAGCACCGCCACCGUCAAGAGCUGGACCAAACUCAUGCACAUGAGAAAAGUCCGCCUGUUCAUCCCCAGGUUUACAGCUGAUGCAGAGGUGGAUCUGGAAGCCCCCCUCGCUGCUCUGGGAAUAACAGACUUGUUCAGACAGGACAAAGCUGACUUCAGACACCUCAGUGCUGAGCCUGUGUACAUCUCCAAGGCGCUGCAGAAAGCCAAAGUGAUUGUGAAUGAAGACGGAACGAAAGCAGCUGCUGCCACUAGUGCCAUUCUGCUGGCUCGGUCCUCUCCACCCUGGGUCACAGUGGACCGACCUUUCCUCUUCCUCAUCAGACACAACCCAACAGGUACCAUUCUCUUCAUGGGCCAGAUCAACAAGCCUUGAACCAGCGUCUUACACCAUCAUGGAAAACGCUUCUACGCUGCCACACACACACACACACACACACACACACUCACACUCACACUCACACUCACUCACACACACACACACACUCCCACUCGCACACUUCGCUGUAGACUUAUGUACAGUGUGGACAUGUGAUGUUAUUUGUUUUUUAAAUAUUGCUUUUUAUGUUUUCCAUUCUCUUCCAUUUUUGUAUUCUUUUAUUUUGAAUUUUUCUUACAUUUUUAAAGACUUUGAAUGUCAGUUGUGUAUUUUUUUUCUCAACUCUGGAGUAGGAUAACCCGUUUAUUUAUCAUGUUGCUGUUUCAGUUUAAAAUCCUCCAUCUCAAGUCGUGUCAGUUUAUCAUCCACUUUCUCUCCUGAGUUCCCGUGCAUCACACCUCGAGCGCCUUGCAUUCAACUACUUCACAACGACUGUUUCCCUUCUGUUGCUUCAUAUUUGAUGAAUAAAUACACAUAUUUAUAACAUCAA